Molecule: messenger RNA, 738 nt
Organism: Paramuricea clavata
Lineage: Eukaryota; Metazoa; Cnidaria; Anthozoa; Malacalcyonacea; Plexauridae
Source: the annotation of a GenBank genome assembly
AUGCCAAUACUGUUAGAAGAACUAUAUAAAACAUUAGAGAAGAAAGAUAACGAAAUAGCAAUGUUGAAGCAAGAAAUAACCAAUCUAAAAACAACAAACAACAAUCAACAACAAACACUCAGUGAUCUCAGUCUGAAACAACUAGAAAUAGAAGAAAGCAUCAAACAUUUACAAAGCGAACACAAAAAUGAAAGAGAGAAAAGCAAAAAACUCGCAGUAAAGGAAAUAGCAGCAGCUAAAAGUACCUCACCGGACAAGGAAACCCAACCACCACCUACCCACACAAUCUUAAAUUGUACCAUCCCCACAGCAAACCGCUUUGAACCCUUAUCCGAAACAAACACCCCACCUACCUCAAAUACCCCCACAAAAGAAAACACUUCCCCCAACACACCACCAACAGAAAACCCCAUCAACACCCCAUCACCAACAGAAGAGCCCACUAACACACAACCUACCAACAAGAAAUUGGUCAAUGCUGAAACUAUAAUUCUGUGUGACAGCAAUGGCAGAGAUCUAAAGCCAUCCGUCCUAUGCCCGGAUACACCAACAUAUUACAUACGAUGCCCCACUCUCACAAAUGGCAUCAACAUUAUAAACGAAAUACAAUUUCCAAAAGCCAAGACCUUCAUCAUCCACUGCGGCACAAAUGACCUUGAACAGAUAGAUGCCAGUCAAAUCCUAGUAAAGCUCAAGACCUUGGAAAACCAACUCCACAAGAAAUACCCUCAAUCCCGA